This is a messenger RNA of Vicia villosa (hairy vetch), 1053 nucleotides long. RefSeq names its product protein MAIN-LIKE 1-like. Gene Ontology annotation, biological process: meristem maintenance; meristem development. NCBI's taxonomy places the organism in Eukaryota, Viridiplantae, Streptophyta, Magnoliopsida, Fabales, Fabaceae. The record is from RefSeq and is a predicted model, not a curated record. Bases 13 to 1053 code for a protein of 346 amino acids. The transcript is spliced from 4 exons.
AUCAGCAUCGGCAUGCAGGGGGCAUUUGUGGAGCGCUGGCACAAGGAGACGUCAUCUUUCCACCUGCCGGUUGGGGAGAUGACGAUCACCUUGCACGACGUGCAGUGUCUUCUCCACCUGCCGAUUAGGGGGCCGCUGUUGGACCACUCCCGGAUCCAGAGGGUCGAGGCCAUCGAGUGGAUGACGCUCUAUCUGGGCAUGGAGGAGGAGGUUGCUCACUUUGAGUGCGCCACGACAUUUGGGCCUCAUAUCCGGUUCACCACACUGAAGACUUAUUUUGAGCACCAUCUGGACGCGGCUGCCGAGGCCGAGGCUGCGGGUUACGAGCUGUUCACACAGUAUCACCGCGGCUGCGCUCUUCGGUGCUGGUACAUGCAUGUGGUAGGCGCUGCAUGCUUUGUGGACAAGAGCGCCAGGUACGUCGACGUGACCUACCUCCGCUAUUUCAUGGACCUGGAUACCGUUCACCAGUGGAACUGGGGGGCAGCUACUCUGGCAUAUCUCUACCAGAAGCUGAAUGAGGCCUCCAACUGGAGGACGAGGCAGCUGGUCGGAUCCUGCACUCUGCUUACGAGCUGGAUCAUCUCCUACUUCUCCCGCAUCCACGGCUUCCACAUCGAUCCUGCGUACGUUGACGCCAUGCCCAGGGCCGCCAGAUACGCCCUCCAGAGGGGGAACGAUGCGGUGGGACCAUACCGCCUGUACCUGGACCGCACGAUGCACGACGACGUCACCUGGAGGCCGUUCGCCGACUAUGCUCAGGUUGUCCCCUUCGACGGGGUUGCUCUAUAUUCAGGCUGGUUGGCAUGCGGGACCGGCAUCAUGGUCCGGUAUCUCCCGGAGCGGUGCAUGCGGCAGUUUGGGUUCGUGCAGAUCAUACCCAGGUCACCCUUCGAGGCUGCUCCUGACACAGUGACCAGAGUGCAGCUCACUGCCAUAUGGGAGGAUGAAUUUCACUUUCAAUCUUCUUCGUCUCUCUUUUUCGAUUGCUGCUGUGUGAUUGUUGUUCAAUUAUGGAUUAAUAACGAAUUCGUUGUGGUUGGCGAAUUAUGA